ACUGACCCACCCACCGAGAGAUACCUAUACAGAAUCAAAACCAUAGAAAAAGUCAAACAUUCUCUGAGCCUAACUCCUCAACCCUACUCCAUCAUUCACUUUCUUUCUCAAUUCAAUUCACAGCAAAAAGAAAGAAAAAAAAAAUCAAAUCUUUGAAGGUCUCCAAUGGCUGAAGUUAGUAAGGAGAAACAAGUUAUUGUUCCUGAAAACAAGGAUGCUAUUGAAAAUGAUUAUUACUCUAGCGAUGAGGAUGAUGAUGAUAGUGAAGAAGAUGAAGACAAUGAGGUUGAUUCUGAUGAAGAACCUAACUCAGAUGAUUCUGAUGAUAGUGAUGAAGAAGAUGAAAGUGAAGAUGAUGAUAAUGAUGAUGAAGAUGGAAGCAGUGAUGAUGAUGAUGAUGAUGACAGUAACGAUGAAAGCAGUGAUGAUGAGAGUAGUGAUGAAGAAGAAGACGAUUCAAAUCAACCACAAGUCAUUAGAAGAAGAAAUUUGAGCCAAAAUCCUCCUACUACUUAAACAAAAUUUCAUUUUCAUUUUAUAUAAAUUACAAUACAACAUUUGAUUCAGAGUGAUUACAUUACAUAAAUAAUUAUUAUCACAGUUAGGUAUUGAUUCAAAAUUUUGUAUUGAAUCCCUUCCCAAUUGUAAAACCUUUUUGGACCAAUUAUUACAGAGUAAUUCAUUGGCCUUUCUUUCUUUUCCUCA
This is a messenger RNA of Cannabis sativa, 705 nucleotides long. RefSeq names its product phosphopantothenoylcysteine decarboxylase subunit VHS3. NCBI's taxonomy places the organism in Eukaryota, Viridiplantae, Streptophyta, Magnoliopsida, Rosales, Cannabaceae. The transcript has 2 exons. The record is from RefSeq and is a predicted model, not a curated record. The coding region runs from base 166 to 516 and encodes 116 amino acids.